Thamnophis sirtalis is the source of this 675-nucleotide messenger RNA. NCBI's taxonomy places the organism in Eukaryota, Metazoa, Chordata, Lepidosauria, Squamata, Natricidae. The record is from RefSeq and is a predicted model, not a curated record.
AUGGCUAAGUACCAAAUCAUCAUCCUCCAGACUGGCAGCUUUGACAGCAACGUAUCAAUGAUCGAACGCCGGUAUUCUGAUUUUGAAAAGCUGCACACGAGCCUAUUUAGGGAGUUUUAUGACGAAAUGGAAGACAUUGUCUUUCCCAAAAAGAUCCUGACUGGCAAUUUCCUGGACGAAGUCAUCCUGGAGAGGAAACUAGCUUUCCAGGAUUAUUUGCGAAUUCUAUACUCCAUGGAGUUCAUCAGGACCUCACAGGUGUUCAUUGACUUCUUAACGAGGCCGGAGCUGGAGGAGGCCUACAGCUGCCUUCGGGGAGGACAAUAUACCAAAGCUUUGCAAGGUCUUCUGGAGGCCAUAGCGUUGCAAGAGAAGCUCACAAAGCACAGACCCAUUCUGCUGGCUCCCACCCUCUGCGCCAUCCUUGUAUGUCACAAAGAUCUGGAGAACUUCAAAAGUGCCUUCGAAUUUGGAGAAAAGGCCCUACAACGGUUAGAAAAACACCCUGGCCACUGUUACUACCUGCCAUUGCUAGAAACGAUGAUCUCCUUAGCCUACGAGCUCGGGAGAGACUUCUUGUUCUUCCAAAAGAAGAUGGAAGAGAGGAAGACCAGAAAUCUCCCACAGAAAAUGUUGACACUGAAGGAACUGACAGUACAGGAAUAUGUGCAAUGA